This is a messenger RNA of Candidula unifasciata, 1077 nucleotides long. The record is from the annotation of a GenBank genome assembly. Lineage: Eukaryota; Metazoa; Mollusca; Gastropoda; Stylommatophora; Geomitridae.
AUGAUUAUUCCAUUACAAAAAAAUGUAAGGCAACUGUUGUUUGACUGCUUUCAGAUUCAAGAUCUAAUUAUGGGAACUUUACAGGAGGUUCAGACAUUGCAUGGCCAUACAGACAGAGUCUGGUGUGUGUCAUGGAGCCCCAGUGGGGCACUUCUGGCUUCCUGCAGUGGGGACAAGACCAUUCGUAUCUGGAGCAAAGAAGGGGACGAAUGGAUUUGCAAGUCUGUACUGACAGAUGGUCACACCAGAACUGUGCGCUCUGUGUCAUGGUCACCGUGUGGUCAGUACCUGGCUGCAGCUAGUUUUGAUGCCACCACUAGUGUCUGGAGCCGUAAAUCUGGGGAGUUUGAAUGUUUGGCCACACUUGAAGGUCAUGAAAAUGAGGUCAAGUGUGCAGCAUGGUCUUGUACUGGGAGUCUUCUUGCAACCUGCAGCAGGGAUAAGAGUGUGUGGAUUUGGGAAGUUAGUGCAGAUGAAGAGUUUGAGUGUGCUAGCGUGCUGUCAACACACAGCCAGGAUGUCAAGCAUGUCCGGUGGCAUCCCAGCAAAGAAAUCCUGGCAUCUUGUGGCUACGAUGACACCAUUCGUUUGUUCCGAGAAGCUUCUGAUGAUUGGGAAUGUUGUAAUACGCUGAAAGGUCAUCAGUCAACAGUCUGGUCUAUCGAUUUUGAUAAAACUGGGUCACGCUUGGCAUCAUGUAGCGGAGAUAAAACUGUUAAAAUAUGGCAGGAGUAUGAGCCUGGCAAUCCGGAAAGUGUUGCAACUGAAGAUAACAUUUCUGCAUGGAAAAAUGUCUGUACGAUCGGGGGUUAUCAUGAGAGACCUAUCUACGACAUUAGCUGGUGUCAUCUGACAGGCAACAUUGCUACAGCGGGUGGUGAUGAUAGUCUGUGUGUCUUUCAAGAACUGCCAUCUCCAGAUCCAAAAAACCAACCUCAUUUUGAGUUGGCAGCCAGGGCAAGAGCAGCACAUGGCCAGGAUGUGAACAGUAUUGCAUGGAAUCCAAAGCAAGAAGGACUCUUAGCUUCCUGUAGUGAUGACGAAACAGUCAAAUUGUGGGCGUUAUCAAAAGAUUAA